ACAUAACGAAGAUCAAGAACUAGGCUGAUGUGGGAAAAUGUUCCGGACAUCAAUUGUUUCAUUUUUAUUCGUCUCGUUUCUACUUCCCUUAUGUUUCCCAGUUCAGCAUGCUGCAAAGAAGGCAAUUAUUGAACAGUCACCAGCCUUUAUCCGUGUCCCUGAAGGAGAUUCCAUCACGAUGACUUGCUUGUUAAAAACUGAGGAUAAAGAAGAAGGGAUUUACUUGAUGAGACGUCGUGCAGCAGCCGAGAAAGUGGCUUAUGUUUCAAAGGAUGGAAAUCAACAAGUCUUUUCCAACUUCACCCUUCGUAUUGAGGCCUCAGGACCAGCAAAAAACUUGACAAUAACCCUGCAGCAGCUACAGCAAAGUGAUUCAGGUUUAUACUACUGCCUUGGUGUCAUGCAUGAUGCUAGCUUCCCAACUUGGAAGGGAACAGGCACCUUAGUAAUAGUUACAGAUCAAAAUAAAAUUACUGAAAAGUUGGAAGCCCCUAUUAGUGGCCAGAAAGGAGACUCCAUCAAUAUAACGUGUGCAACAGAAACUAAGGAGAAGGAUGUAGAGGUCUACUUGAUGAGACAAUAUGUAGAUCCCAAGACAGUGAUUCAUAUUCCAAAUGAUGGAACUGAAGACAUCUCUUCGGCAUUCACCGAUCGCAUUGAGUACUCGGGUCCGCCACACAACAGGACAAUAACUCUGCAAGGGCUACAGCAAAAUGAUACGGAUGUAUAUGUAUGUGUUAGUGCUGUGCUUACUCCCAGUCCCUAUAUUGUGAAAGAAACGAGUACCCUCGUGGUGGUUACAGGUAUUGUGCUUUCUCCUCUUUAACUAAAAAA
Gavialis gangeticus (Gharial) is the source of this 834-nucleotide messenger RNA. It is a transcript of the gene CD7, whose product is annotated as CD7 molecule. Gene Ontology annotation, molecular function: signaling receptor activity. The record is from RefSeq and is a predicted model, not a curated record. Gene Ontology annotation, cellular component: membrane. Gene Ontology annotation, biological process: adaptive immune response. The coding region runs from base 38 to 826 and encodes 262 amino acids. The transcript is spliced from 3 exons. Lineage: Eukaryota; Metazoa; Chordata; Crocodylia; Gavialidae.